ACUACGGACGCCUUCAUUGUGGCUCCACCUUUAGGGUAAAGAAUUCAUUAGUUCCAUGGAAACGUAGGAUAACAGUUUCUAACAGCCUCGUUCCGGCCAUGGAAUUCAUUUAAACAAAACAAACGCGUCGUUUGUCAAUAAUACGGAAGACACCGUCGCUACAACCGAUACAUCUAACCUCUCCGAAUCUCUGGGGAGCCGUGCGAUCGGUCACGGUGUCCGGGAUCGUGGAAUCGCGUACCCGCGCAUGAUCAGACGGGAAUAAAUCUUUCUGUGUCAGAAAAAUUCUGUCGCUGUGUGUAUGCCUUAAAAUGAUACACUGUCAUCUGUGAAAGCGUCGCGAACGUAAACAAACUGUCCGAACGCGGUGUUCUCGUGAUUCCGCGUUAUUCUCAUUUUGCUUGUCUCGGCACAGUCGCGGCUAGUAUGACCACCGACAGGAUUUGUUUUCGUGCGACUGGACGGCUCCCUGUGCCCGCAAUAAUGCGCCGUCAGCUGUACAACCGUGUUUGUUUAACGCGAAAUGCUCGUCCCUCGUAAAGAUUUGCGUCGCUUUCGGUGAUGAUAUGGAGGAGGACCGGGCCACGGAUCGGAACGCACUGUGCCGCGAUAAACUUUUAUUUACAUGUAGACUAAGUCGACGAGUAUAAACAUGGCCGUCGCACUUUGUGUUGAUUACUUGUGUCAGUUCGGGAUCAAGGAAGUCCAGCUAGAAUGGAAAUAAUGGACGGAACUCGUGCAUCCGAAUUAUCCAGUCGCUCGAGGGUGAUUGAACCUUGCCAGACGUAUGUCAUGCCACAUUGUUAACGCGUAACGCGAUCGCAAUCAUAGCUCAGCUGACUACUAUUGACCUAUUGGUGUUGCUGUCAGGAGGAAGUUUUCAGGGCUGUUUUGUAACGAAACCGUUGGAUUUCCCACGGUUUUUCAUUUAUUCCGCCGUGACGAUCUCCGUCGCUGAAACGAUUGUUACUUGUGUAGUGGAUUUUCCGUUGCGUUUGAUUUAAAUAAGUGUGCUAGUGAUGUUGUAUUCGAGUGUCCUCAAUUGUGAGUGUUGCAUUUUGCAGCAGUGCACACAACCGACGCAUUUUGUGCAAUCUUCGAUAAUUUCGUCGGAAAUGGGUGAACAAAUUUUCGAGCAUUGAGAUAUCCAUUUAAAAGGCGCUUCCGAAUCAAUGCAGAGCACUUUCUAGGCUGUUGUCUGGGUGAGCAAUGAAUGUAUUCCGAAUUUUGACUCCAUGUGUAUUACAACGAAGACGACCAAAGGAGGUACAUAAUUCCGAUAAAAGGGAUUGCUGGUUUGUGAAAAGACGGCGCGGAGAUGCUUCCUACAUGAUACAUAGAAUGGGUGCUUCUGCAUCGUCAAGCAUCACCAGUGUAGGUGGAGAUUCAGUCCAAGCAGCUAGACUCUCAUCUAAUCCUGAUCAACAUGGCAUUGCUAUCAGGGAAAAGAAGAAGAAAAUGACGGGGUUCGCAACGUUAAGGAAGAAAUUCAUUCGAAGACGCAGGUCUUCGAAAGCCUGUGAUCAUGGUAGAAUAAUCAGAGAUUUAGUGUCAACAUGGAGUCAUCUAGAGGCAACGGCUCUUUUAGAAGAGUACGAGGCCUUAGCUGCUCUAAAGGAUUUACAUGUACAAGCCGAAUUAGCUAGACCACCAGCAGCAACGUAUAAGCAAGACUUGUCAAUGCUAUACGAUUACAAACACUGUUCUGAUGUAGAUCUCGUUUAUCGUGGAGCCUGUUUUCCCGUUCAUAGAGCACUGUUGUCUGCGCGUUGCCCAUAUUUUAGGGACCUGUUAGCUGGUUGUCCAGGAUAUGGCGCCAGGAUAUGCCUAGAACUAAGAACACCGAAUCUCGAAGUUCAAAUGUUUUCGGCGCUGUUGCGCUAUCUCUACACUGGUGAUAUUUGCCCACAUGAUGCAGCUGUGGAGGCGAACCUUCUACGACGAUUAGGAGAAGAAUUCGGCACACCGAACCCGUUGGAACACGAUCUCAGAUAUUUACUGGAUACUGGUGAUUAUGCAGAUGCCGCAUUAGUGUUCACGUCGGACAGUGAUUAUCAGAGACCAGAUAGUGGGAGUUCAGAAUACGGAUUCCGGCCAAAAUUAGAACUGCCAUGUCAUAAAGCGAUACUUUCUGCGAGAUCUCCGUUCUUCAGGAACUUAAUACAAAGACGGACUAGAUCAGGGGAAGAUCACACAGAAAGGGCGCUUCAUAUACCUACUAGAAUAGUUUUGGACGAGAGUGUAAUUCCCAAACGAUAUGCCAGAGUAUUAUUACAUGCAGUGUAUUUAGAUACCGUUGAUUUAUCGUUAAUAAUGAGAGGUAAUGGUUGCGGAAACAGCGCUGGUAGUCUUGGGGAGGUUCAAGCUCUCACUCAUACUGGACGUGUUCGACCAAGCCCCUUGGAGGAAGCAAUGGAAUUGUACCAAAUUGGCAGAUUUUUGGAGUUAGAUAUAUUGUCACAGGGUUGUGAAGAUCUUAUUUUAGAAUACCUUACAUUGGAAUCUCUACCAGCUGUGCUGAAAUGGGGUAGUCAACCUCAUGGAUCUGCGUGGGUACACAGACAAGCGUUGCAUUAUUUGAGAGAAGAAUUUCAGCCAGUCGCUUCCUCUUCUAUUCUUCAUCAAUUGGAUCACGCACAUUUGGCGAACGUUUUGCAAAGUCAUUUUUUGCAAGCUAGCGAGCUUGAAAUACUGCAGGCAGUACUCAAGUGGGGGGAACAAGAAUUGGUACGCCGUAUGGAAGACAGGGAGCCUAAUUUACUUAGUCAUACAGUGCACUCCGUGACAAGGAAGGGGCUGAAGAAAAGGGACCUAAGUGACAUAGAAUUACGAGAGAUUCUCAGUGAACUUUUACCUCUUGUCAGAAUGGAUCACAUACUACCACCUAACAGUGAAGCACUGGCUCAGGCUAUCAGGAGGGGGUUGGUAUCAACUCCGCCGAGUCAUAUGAUAGGAGAUGAAAGAGAGAACCUCCGUAUGAACGCUUGGAUAAGGGGAGGGAAGAAGAACGGAUUUUUCGUAAGACCACGAUUAUUUAUGCCGUACUAUGAAGAAAUAAAGUCUUUAGUUGAGGAACAAAUGGUCCAAGAAGCAGAUUUGGUGAGAUUACGAAGGCCACGGUAUGUUGCCGAUAUUCCAGAUGCCUUGUACAUGGUUGAUGAAAAGCCCAGACCAAUAGGCACGGCUGGCGUGGAUGUUCUCGCUGCUGCGUUUCCAGUUCCAGAUUCAGUAACCCUGGCAGCUAUGAUGAAACGUGAGCAGAAGUUGAGGCAGUCUCCCAGUUGUCAGAGGGCUAUUAAUCUACCGCUGUCGUCACGUCACGAAAUCAACAGACAGGUACGGCUACGUGUUGUGAGGGAGUUCAACUUACCUGAUACAGUGGCGGAUCUGCUAGAGAACACGGCCGCGUACAACGUGAAGGAGCAAAACGAGAGACUGACCGAUAUCGAAGACAUGGAUUCACUGGGCAUGGGCAUCAACGCGAGAACGGCACCGCCGUUGUGCUACGGAAGGAACAUGACAUUCCCGCGGCCGGCGUCGUCCUGCGCGCACAGACACGAGCUUCCGGCGAUAGUGACCGAGGGCGAAAGCUGCAGGCUCCUCGCGGAGCAACAAGAAAGUAACUCUUGUAGCGAUGGACAGUUAUCUGGCGUGAUGCCAGACGUAGCAAUGGCAACAGCCUCCUUUGGAGCCUUGCAGCUGAUAGAGGAGCAGGAGCUGGAGCUGGACCUCGGCGACGGAACCUCCCAUCUUCUGCAGCACGUAUCGCCAUCCAGUGGAACCAUGGGAUCGCACAGAUCCUCGCUGCCACAUCAGCAUCAGAGGCAUUUCUCUGGACCGCCUCCUCCACCGUACAUGUACCACCGUGCUGGCACUGCCUUACCAAGAUAUAUAUAAGAUUUCUAACGAAAUAAGAAGUGUAUAGUAAACUUGGACCCCUACUAGGAGUUCUUUUCCCGAAUGAAAGUAGACUCACCAGGUGUACUCUUCGUGUACUGCCAUGGUUGCUCUGUAAACACGCGAGAGUUUUAGGUUCGGUACAACCGUGGACGCGUGUCCGUUUGCAUAAAGUGUUUGCUUCGGUUACUUUGUAAAAGAACGCUAGCAGAGUGCACACUUUAUGCGAGCUCUUUUGUCUACAGCGAUUGAAUAUGAUUGGCAGUUAGGGCUCCCGUAUUUAGCGAUGAUACUUUAACGUUGAGACCAGCCGAGACCACAGUAUACUUAUAUUAGUUAUCGCUAGACUGCGGAUCAAUACCAUAGCUAAUCGAGGGUUCCGUCGAGUAAUAAGCUACAGAGUUCAAUAGCGAGUGUAACACAGUUCUAGGUUAGAAUUUAUCUUCCAACAGUAACUACUGCAAGAAGUAACAAUCCCACUGAACAGUAUUUUUCCAAAAAUUCGACUGUACAAACGAGGAUUACCGUGAACGUCCGCAGUCUGGCCCGCAUCACCCUCACGAUAUUAUUAUGCUACUCGAAUUUCUUUACUGUAUAUAUAUAUAUAAUACGCGCGGAGGGAAGAUCUCCCGUCUGUUAAGAGUUUGUAAAGGUAAAAAGAACAGUUUUCCGUAGGAUCUGUAGAAUUUCACUGCCACUGAUCAUUCGAAACGGCGCUGAGCAUGAAGCGCAACGGCCUCCGAUGAUCAGCAUCAUUGUGUUUCCAUUCUCGAUAGCCGCCGUGGUGAACACGGGGAUGCACUUAACCGGAGUCUUCUGCGUCUAGGUGAAACUACUCGCGGGUACAAAUUCCACGGAACGGGCGCACACUGGGGUCACACCGCCCCGUGUUGUAAAUUUUAUUUAAAGCAGCUUAACGAAAGUAGAGGACCCACGGUUUCCAGGAUGUAUUUGUAAUCAUGCCGGGAUCGGGGGGCGCACCUCGUCGAAAGUUCAUGCUUAUUAGGUACAAUCACAUUAUAGAUGUAACUUAACUAGGUGCAUACGCGUGCAGCUGUGGUUUAUAUGCGUGUAUGCGUGGACGAUGCGUGCGAGUGUAUGUACACGAAUCCGCGUGCUCUCUAAGUACCAUAUAAAGUGUUAAAAUUAGACAAUGUUGCCGGCGUUUCACGAAUGAGAGAGAGAGAGAGAAU
This is a messenger RNA of Nomia melanderi (Alkali bee), 5090 nucleotides long. Its product is annotated as BTB/POZ domain-containing protein 7. Gene Ontology annotation, molecular function: protein binding. Gene Ontology annotation, biological process: morphogenesis of a branching epithelium. NCBI's taxonomy places the organism in Eukaryota, Metazoa, Arthropoda, Insecta, Hymenoptera, Halictidae. The record is from RefSeq and is a predicted model, not a curated record.